CAGUCAGUCUGUACACGGUUGAUCACAAUAGGAAGUUAACGUCAUUGUGAUGACCCAGCAAUUCUUCAAGAUCAACGUCACAACGCAACUAGAUACGCUGACUUCAAGCAUUCUACCGCUAUGUGCGGUCUACAACGACACGGUGCAACUCCGUCCGUAGACACUGAGUAGGAUAUACGCCAUCCGCCACAGCCGCCAUGGUCCAGACAUCACCACACACGCUGAUUCCGGGACUUCCUGUGGUGGCAGGAAAUGAUGUCACUCUGCGCUGUAGAAGCAAAGAUCUGGUCGCACUCGAAGCCUUUUUCAUCAGGAAUGGUUCUAAACUUGGAUCUGGACCUAAAGGACAGUUUACCAUCAGGAACAUCAGUCAGUCUGAUGAAGGUCUCUACUGGUGUUACUUUGAUAAGACUGAAGAAUCUCCUCGGAGAUGGCUGAGCGUCAGAGGUCCUCCUGCUCCUCUUCCUUCUGCUCCCUCUGCUCCUUCUUCUUCUCGUCCUCCCCUUCUUUCUGCUCUUUCUUCCUCUCCUCCUCCUCCUCCUCCUCCUCCCUCAGCCUCCCCCCCUCUCUCCCUUCCCCUCCUUGUUGGAGCCGCUGUGGGUUCUCUGGUUCUCCUGGUUCUGGUCCUGGUUGGAGUUCUGUGGCUCUGCAGGAAUCAAACAGGUCUGUCUGUGCUGACUGCUGCAGGUGUGCUGACUGCUGCAGGUGCAGCUGUGUUGCUGUGUGGACUGAUGGUUUCUGCAGGUGAGCUGAUGGAAGCCUCCUCUCUGUCUGUGCUCAGACUCUGCUGCCAUCUAGUGGUCUUCUGUCCGUACUGCGUCUCUACUGGUCUGAUGCUGUCCAUCUGCUGCGGCAGGAAGACGGGAAACCGAGCGGCCGUCUCCACGGAGAUGACCCGGCGGGUCGGAGGAAGCGAUGACAUCGCUGCUGAUGUCACCGCUGAGCACGCCUUCUGAGCUGUGAACACAGUGACAGCAGCUGUCUUUAACGUGGACAUGAGAGUUUCUACCAUCUGCUCUUAUGGAGACGCUGCUGGAGAGCUUUGUCUUCUAGUGUUUCUCAACGGGGGCGGUACAGACUCCCCAGGGGGCGUUGGAGGACGAUGGGGGGCGCUGGAAGCAAUAUUUUGGAAGGGGGGGGGGGGGGGGGGGGGGC
Micropterus salmoides (largemouth bass) is the source of this 1155-nucleotide messenger RNA. RefSeq lists its product as uncharacterized. The coding region runs from base 198 to 956 and encodes 252 amino acids. NCBI's taxonomy places the organism in Eukaryota, Metazoa, Chordata, Actinopteri, Centrarchiformes, Centrarchidae. The record is from RefSeq and is a predicted model, not a curated record. The transcript is spliced from 6 exons.